GCGGGCCGGGGAGGCCGCCGCCGCCGCUGCUGCCGCCGCGCGAACAUGGCGGCGGAGAUACACUCCAGGCCGCAGAGCAGCCGGCCGGUGCUGCUGAGCAAGAUCGAGGGCCACCAGGACACCGUCACGGCCGCGCUGCUCAUCCCCCAGGAGGACGGCGUGAUCACGGCCAGCGAGGACAGAACCAUCCGAGUAUGGCUGAAAAGAGACAGUGGCCAGUACUGGCCCAGCAUCUUCCACACAAUGGCCUCUCCCUGCUCCGCUAUGACCUACCAUCACGACAGCAGGCGGAUAUUUGUGGGCCAGGAUAACGGCGCCGUGAUGGAAUUUCAUGUUUCUGAAGAUUUUAAUAAAAUGAACUUUAUCAAGACCUACCCAGCUCAUCAGAAUCGGGUGUCUGCGAUCGUCUUCAGCUUGCCCACGGAGUGGGUGCUCAGCACGGGCCACGACAAGUGCAUCACCUGGAUGUGCACACGCAGCGGGAGCCCCCUGGGCCGGCACAUCUUCCCUGCCUGGGCGUCGUGUCUCCAAUACGAUUUUGACACUCAGUAUGCUUUUGUUGGCGAUUACUCUGGACAGAUCACCCUGCUGAAGCUCGAGCAGAAUACCUGUUCGGUUAUCACGACCCUCAAAGGACACGAAGGUAGUGUCGCCUGCCUCUGGUGGGACCCGAUUCAGCGGCUGCUCUUCUCGGGCGCCUCGGACAACAGCAUCAUCAUGUGGGACAUCGGCGGGCGCAAAGGCCGCAUGCUGCUGCUCCAGGGCCACCAUGACCGGGUGCAGUCGCUGUGCUACCUCCAGCUCACGAGGCAGCUCGUCUCCUGUUCCUCAGAUGGCGGGAUCGCAGUGUGGAACAUGGAUGUGAGCAGAGAGGAGGCUCCACAAUGGCUGGAAAGCGAUUCCUGUCAGAAAUGCGAGCAGCCUUUUUUCUGGAACAUAAAGCAGAUGUGGGACACAAAGACGCUGGGCCUCAGACAGCACCACUGCAGGAGGUGCGGGCGGGCCGUGUGCGGGAAGUGCAGCAGCAAGCGCUCCAGCUACCCCGUCAUGGGCUUCGAGUUCCAGGUCCGGGUGUGCGACUCCUGCUACGACUCCAUCAAGGACGAGGAUCGGACGUCCCUCGCAACGUUUCAUGAAGGAAAACAUAACAUUUCCCACAUGGCCAUGGAUGUCGCCAGGGGACUGAUGGUGACGUGUGGGACCGACCGCGUGGUGAAGGUCUGGGACAUGACGCCCGUGGUGGGCUGCAGCCUGGCAGUGGGGUUCUCUCCACGCUGACCGAGAGCCGGGCCAGCCGCACCCUCCCGGCGCGGCAGCCCUCACCACGCAGCCACCCCCCGCCCCCGUAGCUCCACACCACUGUCUCGCGGAGGGACAGUAGCCACUAAACAAAUCAACAUUUUUAAAAAGAAAAACAAAUGUAAAGGUGUGUUUGGGGGGCAUUUGUGGAACUACCUGUACCUCCCUGAGGAUGGGGUGCCUGCAGCGAGCCUUCAGGAAGAGCGAGCAGAGAAAGGUGCUGAAAGAGUAAUCUGGCGAAUGAGCGAGUGAGAGCGCGGGACACAGCCGUUCCCAGCCGAGCACACUCCCCAGACAGCAGCUCUCUGGCCCAGCAGGAAUUAGGGGCAGGAUGACUCGGACUCAUUCUCUCUCGAGGGGGGCAGUAGGAACCGAAGACACCAGAGACCUCCCCUUGUGCUGGCAGAAAGUGGAGAUUCUCUGCACCCCAGGAUGGCUGUUCUCUGCAGGUGGCGUUGCCUGCCAGGCAGGCCACUCAUUCCAGACCUGCGCUGUGAAAUGUCCCCUUCACGCAGCCCUCCCGCCCUCCCCCUUCCCCCAGAAGUGCUCUGAGGACAAACCGUUUUUAUGGUGCUGUUACCACGGAGUGGCACGGCCGCCUGGCCCUUCCUCGCAGCCAGGACGACACCCGGGCAGCCGGCCAGUGUGGUGGUGAUCGGUGACCAGCCUGUCCCGCCAGCCGCUUCCUCCUGGGCAGUGGGGCCCAGGAGCCCUGGGCGUGGUGGCAAUUUUACACACACCCUAGAAAACAACUCCAAAGCUUCUUAAACAAUGCCUGCUAGUCCUUGUAAUUGGCCUUACUAAGGUCUCGUGUAGGGAAAUGGGGGCCCGGAGCAGCCGCCGUCACAGGGUCCUGCCCUGCACUCCCAGCUUGAGCGCCGCUCUGUCUCCGUUAGAAUCUCUGUACCAAAUGGCGUUUUAUAAGCGUUUGACCACUUGCUAGGAGGCUGUGGAAGGGGUGGGCAGCUUCUCCCUCCAUAUUCAAAUAUUUGCUCACAGUAGGACUGGCGCUUGCUCCAGAGGGCCUGGAAGUGAGCGGAGAGAGGCCCGCUUUGCUUAAGGACAAAUUCAGACUUAGCUGGCAGCCGCGUCUCAGAUGGAUAAAGCCUCGCUGAGUGUUGGGAUCGCAAGGAGACAACAUCUGUCCUGUGUGAUUCGAGGUAGGGACUAAAGCUGCCCUUCAGCUUUAGACAAGCUGUAGACGUUAGACAAGCUCUCUGUCCCCAACCAAGUGACAGCAGCGCCAUGCAGGGGAGGAGGGCGGCCCCUCUGUUGCACAGUGAGCUGCUUUCAAGGUUGACUUGCCUUGAGAAGAAAAACGAAGGGAUUUGUUGUUCCUGAAAUUUUUGUUUCAUCGCUUGAAAAACAUGUUUCCUUCAAAAAAUGUUUCCUAGGCCCUUUGCCCAGUGCCUGCCACUGGCGGUCACCUAGCCUGGGAGAGCAGCGCAGGGCGGCCCAGUGGCGGGGCGCUGAGCUGGGCCAGGGCUCCCCUUGGCCUUUCGGGAACUCCUGAAAGGAGACCAGAAAGCGAGCAGCUCCUGCCGUCCGGGGGCGUGGACCGGGCUGUCGUCCUGUACCCCUGUAGAAUGCGGGGUUUUACCACCCGGGAGCAGAGCACACACGGUACUGAGCGGGUGCGUGUCUUUCACACCUUUUAAUUAGAAGGAAAAUUCUUAAUCUCUACCCCCAGCCCAUGUUUCACAGAGAAUAGAAGGCUGCUGCCGUGCAGCUCCGUGGGUCUUGGAGGACUGGAACUGGGUAUCUGGAACAGCAGCAAGUCGAUUCUCCGUCAUUUCCUGCCCCAGCCCCAGCCCAUCACCCGUUUUCUUUUCUUUUCCUUUUUUUAUGAUGUUCUACUCUCCUUCCCAUCACAGGCUCUGUUGUGAAUGUAGCCCCCGGCUCGCACAGUUGGUCCUGCGUUCAGACAACAUGUGUGUACCCAGUUAUUUCAUCUUUUCAUCUAAUACUGUGGCUUUUACUUAUAACUGAAGAUAUUGAAAGUCUCACCACUAUCAAGCCAUCGUCAGUUUUCUUUUUAAAAACACACAUGGCAGCCUGUCUCUGGCACAUGGUGGGUAGCAAAUGGGCUCAUAUUUUUGAUAGAGUUGUGCAAAAUUAUAAUUUAGUUUUGACUGAAAGCUCAUGACUGGCACCCAAGGAAGGCCCGGCAGGCUUUUAGUAACUCACAGAAACUGUGUGCCUCGUUACACGGGUCUUUGAAAACAACAGGCCCUCAAGCUCAGCUUCCUUGUUUUCCCAUUCCUGAAUACUCGUGCUAGUUUGUACAAAUUGGGAGUGAGAAGUUCAGAUGUCACAGAGGGCAUGGAGGGAUUUCAGGUUCUUGCUCUACGAUUGCUCGUUGGAUCGUCACACAGCAAGCCCCGCCGGGGAGGGGCGGACCGCGCUGCGGGCCUGGCUGGUGUCUGUGCUGUGUCCAGCUUCUGCCCAGCCGCCUGCAAGAGGCCGACAGCCCUGCUUCGGAACACGUCGGGCUUUUCUCCCCCAAAGAAUUCAGCCUGUUGGUAUCUUCAUUGUAAGAUGAUUGAGACCAGCCUAAUUAGUAUAAUAAAUGGUGGCUUAUGUCAAGGAGAGCUUUUUCUAAAAUCAGUCUUUAUUAUAUUCCUUUCUACUCCCAUGACUGGACCUGGUGUCUCCCCAAAAUGUAAGAAAACCAUAAUAACCAUCUGCUCCCUGUAACGGAGGUUUAACAACUAAGUAAUACGCGCAGUCUUUAUCCAAGUGGCUGUUGCUUAAUUGUUAAUUGUGAGCAGAUUAUUAAAUAAUGCCGACUCUCUUUUCUGCAGUUUACUAUACAAUAACUUUGAGUGCAUUGAAGUUUAAUUGUACAACAAAUUUAUAUUGGACUGCAGUGUCUUUCUCUAGAGUCUUUUUUGAUGGGGAAGCAGGGCAGUGUUGAUUAGUACAUUUUGUCUUGUACUAGCCACGUUUCUAUAAGAUUUGGUGCCUGGCCUACCCCAGAGAGCUAGAAACCUUUGUUCUUUGCUCCUAUUUGUAGGUUCUGACUUUGUGGGUUUUUUUUUUUAUUUGAGAAUAUGCAUAUAAUAAAAUGUU
This is a messenger RNA of Condylura cristata (star-nosed mole), 4371 nucleotides long. RefSeq names its product WD repeat and FYVE domain containing 1 (gene WDFY1). The record is from RefSeq and is a predicted model, not a curated record. The transcript is spliced from 12 exons. Bases 46 to 1278 code for a protein of 410 amino acids. Gene Ontology annotation, molecular function: protein binding; metal ion binding. NCBI's taxonomy places the organism in Eukaryota, Metazoa, Chordata, Mammalia, Eulipotyphla, Talpidae.